CGAGCUGUCAGAGCAGCUUGUUGCGCGACCAGCUUCUUGGUAAACUAACUUGAGUUCGGCGUUAACAUCCAAACCAGUUGCCUGACAGAUCGCGUUUCGCGUGGACCGACGAGAAUGUUCGCUUCGGUUACAAAACAAGCCUUAUUUCCCCUGACCUAACGAGUCGUUUACCGCAGUUUCCAUCGAGCUCUUUUGCCGUCUGCGUGAUUUGUGGUGAAGAAACAGCACAGCAGCGGCAGGUCCUGGUAACCAGAUCCCGUACAGAAGAAAGUGCCUUCUCUGACGUUUCUUUUUGAAGCUGCUCGCCGCUCCCAUCCUACACUGUAAACAUCGCUGGCUUGGCCUCCGAAAAGAUCUCAAUUCCUCAUACUUGCCAUAGCACAAGGAAAUGACACGCUUUUUCCAUUCACUGACUUUAUUAGAUAUUGUUCCAAGGAGAGCCGUUGCCUUUAGAUAUUGCUGUCCACAACCAUCGGCUCAAGACCAUUUGGAGACCUGGAGCAUGUUCUUAUUGUCGCGCUAGUGUUGUGCACCUGGGAACAGAUGACUGAUGAACGACUUGGCAGAGAUUGACAGCUUCACUAAUAGUGGCCAUCUCCCGUGCGACUGCCACUGGGGGUCUGAAUGUGACAUCUCUAUUUAAAGGGCCUUGCCAACAAACCACAAAACUAGACACAAAACAACACAGAAAUAAGUUUGCAGACUUUUGAACCCAUAUCAACAGUCCUGCUACUGACACCGUAGAGGUUCUCAAACAGCUAUGGCUUUAAACAUCGCGUCGAUGCGAGACACGAAGUGGCUGACACUCGAGGUGUGCCGGCAGUUUCAGAGAGGGACGUGCUCGCGCAGUGACGAGGAAUGCAAAUUCGCACACCCGCCCAAGAGCUGCCAGGUGGAGAAUGGACGGGUGAUCGCCUGCUUUGACUCGCUGAAGGGUCGGUGUACGAGAGAGAACUGUAAGUACCUUCACCCACCAGCGCAUCUGAAGACGCAGCUGGAAAUCAAUGGACGCAACAAUCUCAUCCAGCAGAAGACUGCAGCAGCGAUGCUGGCGCAGCAGAUGCAGUUCAUGAUCCCUGGCACCACCAUGCAGCCAGUGUUUCUUAUGUUGUCUUCUUCACAGCCUACAUUUCCUGUCAGCCAAGGUCUGGGCUCGAACCCUGGAUUGAGUUAUGCGCCAUAUCUGACUCCCAUGAGCCACGGCAUGGGUCUGGUCCCCACAGAGAUGCUUCCCAGCACCCCUGUAAUCGUCCCCGGCAGCCCGCCGGUCAGUGUGCAGAGCUCAUCCUCCACACAGAAGCUACUGCGCACAGACAAACUCGAGGUGUGUCGUGAGUUUCAGCGGGGCAACUGCGCACGUGGCGAGACUGACUGCCGCUUCGCCCAUCCUAGCGACAGCCCGAUGAUCGACACGAGCGACAACACGGUCACCGUGUGCAUGGACUACAUCAAGAGCCGCUGCUCGCGCGAGAAGUGCAAGUAUUUCCACCCUCCGGCGCACCUGCAGGCCAAGAUCAAAGCAGCCCAGCAUCAGGCCAACCAGACUGCCGUCGCAGCGCAGGCCGCCGCUGCAGCCAUGACUCAGUCGACUGCCAAAGCAAUGAAGCGACCCCUCGAGGCAUCUGUAGAUCUGGCGUUUCCCCAUGGAGUCCUGCAGCCCCUACCAAAGAGACAGGCACUAGAAAAGAGUAACGGGGCCACCACGCUCUUCAACCCUAGUGUCUUGCACUACCAACAGGCUUUGGCCAGCGCACAGCUUCAGCAGCCCACCGCUGCGUUCUUUCCCACAGGGUCAGUUCUGUGCAUGGCUCCUGCUAGCAGCAUUGUACCCAUGAUGUACAGUGCUACGCCUGCUACUGUCUCUGCAGCAACAACUCCUGCCACAAGUGUCCCCUACGCAACAACAGCACCAGCCAAUCAGAUCAUCUUGAAGUAAACCACAGAAGAGGAACAACGGGGUGUCAGGAAGCUGCUUUGAGAAACCCAAAGAGAUCCCAGUGUAAAUACGACCUGCCCUCCUCCCCUUUAGAACUACAGCAACCUGCAUGCUAAAGCGUAACACACAGAACACAAAAACACACGCCGUAUACCUGUUAUGCUCGGAAAAGUGACUCAACCGGUUUCUAACUUAAAACAACGAGACUAGAAAAUAUAUAUGAGUAUAUAUAAAUAUAUAUGUAUGUUAAUGUACAGCACGUUUCAUAGAGGCAUAAGUGAGAUUUCAUCUGAAUGAUCGGUCACCCGUCAGAUAAUGUGUAUUUUUCUCCCAUAGUUGAUUUAAAUACAAAUGCACAAUGAGUGGGCGAUGAGCUAGGAAACACACACUCAGAUAGUUUGCACUGUCGGAUAUAGUGCUUAAUAAUAAGUGCUUGAUUGUCUUGAACGGGAGGACGUCUCCUGCAGAGUAUGUCUUAAACAUCCCCAUGCACCCUCUAGAUAGGGGAAGGAGGGAUUUUGUUUCUUGUUUUAAUUCACAAAAACACCGAAUGUCACACGGCGGACACACAGAAGAUUGUCUAAUGGUCAAAAUGGGCCUCCCUUCUUGGACUCGAGCGGUCUUUCGGAAAGAUGUUAUUCCCAACUCUUCAUCCCCACUGGCCAAAGAAAGGUUUACAAGGACACAAAGCGCAUACCAGUCGAAAACCUGUCAGCGUCGCAAGAGCGAAUGUGGCAAACCGCGUGCCAUGCAACCACGUUUCUGUCUGCGUCUCUGCUAAAGGACUGUGUUUUACUCCUUUCUUUUUUGUUUUUAAAUGGACGCUGAAUGAUUUUGAUGUGUCUGUGGAAACACUGGCCAUCAGGGAGUCGACUCUGGCUUCUAUCCCGUGCCAAGGGCUUACAUUAAACUGGAGAGCUGCUGUAAACAAACUCGUACACACUCAUACACGAGAUGGACUUCUCCAAAUUGUCUGGGGCCUGUUUGUAGUCCCACUCACACAGUGCCCAGUGAGCAGAAAUGACGAGGGGGAAACGUUGCAGUAGACGAUCUUUGACACGUUGUGAAUGGAGGGUGCUGUGCUCUCGCCGAUAAUCCUGUUUUAUUUGAUAAACAGUAGAAGUGCCUAAAAAAAUAUAUUUUACACAGCGAGCAUCUUGAGAAGAUGAUUUUAUGUGGGGUUGGGGGUUAUAAAAACAUUCAAAGCAAAGCUCCCGAAAUGAUUUUGGCCAGACGAGUGAUGAAAACAAAACAGAAGUUAAAUGCAUUUCAUGCACAUCAUGGUCUGUUUCAUUACACAAUGUUGAUGUUGCUAGAAUCGGUGCGAGACGGCGGAGGCAGAAUGUUUGUUUUGUUGUACGGUGUUAGCUUUUAUGCUUUCUUGGAGUAGCUGACUUUGGAAAUGUAAGGACCUUGGAGCUCAAUGUCUGUAACACACGUGAAGUUUUGAGUUUGGUAAACGAUUGUCAUUGCGGUGUGUUCUUAACCAGUU
This is a messenger RNA of Cyprinus carpio (common carp), 3428 nucleotides long. RefSeq names its product muscleblind-like protein 2a. Gene Ontology annotation, molecular function: metal ion binding. Lineage: Eukaryota; Metazoa; Chordata; Actinopteri; Cypriniformes; Cyprinidae. The record is from RefSeq and is a predicted model, not a curated record.